UAUAUUUUGAUAAUGGUUUAUGGACUAAUCUUGAUUCUUGAAAUAUGUGAAAAGAAGGAAGAGACCACAGUUAAAUUCAGAACCUAGUUUGCAACAUUUUAUCAUUAACUGGUUAAUAAUGUAUGGUUUAAGGUUGUGUGGUUAUCAAGAAGGCAUAUAUCAUAUAAAGAGCCUUAUCCUCUAAACUUAAUGAUAAGUUUGGUUGGUGUUGUGAGGAGAGAAGAAAGAAAAUGGAUGGGCUUAGCCAUAUCGGUCUCCCUGUUCUGGGAAUACUCGCAGUCUCCGUUGUCACGUUCUACGCCGUCAGCUUCGCUGAGAUCAGAGAGAAAUCGUUUAAAGAUUUGUACGACUCGGAGAAUGGAGAGGGAGCAGGGUUCAAGACUUCACUAAGUUCCAGAGAGAGGAGAUUGAAAAGAGAAGCAAAUAAAAAACGUCCUCGUUCUUGAAACCCAGGGUGAUGGAUGGUUGAUGAUUCGUGGUUUUUUUUUUUUUUUUUGCAUAAGGAUUUGAUGAUUCGUGUUCCAUAACGUAAGCAUGAUGUUCUUUAGUAGAUGUUCUAUAAUCACAAUUCUCUGUUUCUGCAGUGGUCUAUGUAUUUCGUUUUCAAGUUCGAGUGCACUAAAUUCCAUUUGAGUCAUUCUGGUCCGUGGGUUGGUUAGCCGCGUACCGAACCAUAUAGUCCAGUCUCUGGCCGUCGCUAGUUUAGGCCAUUAACCACAAGUUCAUGUAGCUGCAAGCCUGCAAAGUCACUAUCUCAGAAACUGUUUUUGACUUUUAAAAACAAUAUCUAUUUAUGUCUCUGUAUCUUUGGUUUGUUCAGAUCACAUUCACAGUCUUAUUGUUGUUGUUUAUUCAUUCCA
Molecule: messenger RNA, 860 nt
Organism: Brassica napus (rape)
Lineage: Eukaryota; Viridiplantae; Streptophyta; Magnoliopsida; Brassicales; Brassicaceae
Exons: 2
Coding region: 231-446 (71 amino acids)
Source: RefSeq, a predicted model, not a curated record